Molecule: messenger RNA, 1558 nt
Organism: Vitrella brassicaformis
Lineage: Eukaryota; Vitrellaceae
Source: the annotation of a GenBank genome assembly
GUUUUCGCAUCACCGCAGCCCUUUCUUCAAGGACCCCUUCCUAACCAUGCCGCCGCCCCUCUGCCUUUUGUGCCAAUCCACCAACACACACACACAGACCAGCAACGUCGUGGUGGGGAUGGCCGAGUACAAGAAGGCGGGCCGGGAGAUCUGCCGAGCCAAGUGCUGCGAUGCGACCUACCACGUCGUGUGCAUCGACAAGAAGCUCCAACAGCCACAGAGCGGCGGGCGGAUGACGUGUUUGGCGUGCAAGGUGCGCUGGCCGAUGGGAGAAGAGACGCGUGGCUGGAUGUGUCUGUGCCAUGGAUGGAUGGUGCCAUUAGGCCGCGAUUGAGGUGACGGAUCUCGUACCCAUCAAGAUGCAGACCGCAGGGCUGCUCCAUCAGCAGAUUCUCAAGCACCUCAAAACACCCACUACUCCCUCUCCCUCGCCCGCUGCCGCCACGGGUCUCAUCACUCCCAACCUGCCAUUGCCGUGUCGCACAAACAGCAGCAGCAGCACAACCAUCACCACCACCAGCCGCAACCAUUGCAACAAUGGCAAGACCCUGAGGUGGAUGGCAAAGCAGAAAGUGCCGACCGUUGUGGUGGGUGUUGCAGAGGGGCAGGGAGAGGGACAGGGGCCGCCUGGCGAGCCGAUGAUGGGGUCGUCCGUCAGCUUUGCAACAACUCCCGCAGACCAAGUACGCAGGAUGGACGCCUUGGCCGUCGGUUUGACCCUGAUUUGCGUUGUGUUGUCUGUCUCGCCAUCCGCGUCAGGUGUGUGUUCCAUCUGUCUUCCCUCCGAGCACUUGCCCGUCCAUGAUGCCCGUGUCAUUGGAGGUCCUCCGUGCCGUAAUGCCCAACCUGAAGAUGUUCCGGCAGACCGACAACACACCGAGCAGCACCGAGACACUCAACGACACAGCCGCCCCCUCCCAGUCCACACGCAAGGAUACGAUACCGACGGCGACCAGGGAGGGGGGCAGGGAGCGAUCGCCCCACAAGAGCAGGGAACCGGGGCAGAUCUCCUCCCCCUACAGCGUGGAGGGGGACAAGAGCGAGGGGAGGCAGCUGUUGUGGCGGCAUGAGACGAGUGCCAACAGCAGAGGAGCCCGUCACAGUCGCAAGGCGGCUAAGGGACCGAUGACUGUGUGGCGGGAGAAGAAGGGGCCGUCCACCAGCAUGCCAGCAGUGCCGCACACCCGCCCGAAAGAGACGGAGACACCCCAGGCCAAGAGACCUGACGACUACGAGGCGGCCCUGUUGCACGCAGGCGGCGAGACACCGGCUGGCGGAGGGGGACGGGUGGCGGCCCAGCCGCCUGUCCUUGCAUUGCCCAUCAGCGCAGAGGCCCAGCGCAUCUUCGCCGCCCGCACACCAUUCCCAGUACGUUAGAGCAGGGAGACACACCUAGACACACACAAUCCGGUAUAUGCGGCAGACGAGGGGUGCUUGUUCUGUUGCGGUUGUGGUGCGCAGGUUCGGCGCGAUGGCACGGGCGGCAUUCCGGAGGAGAUGCCGCCUCCCUGCUUGUGCACAGAGUCGUGGGUGUCCCAGCUGGUUGGCGAGUGACAGA